Messenger RNA from Zingiber officinale, 1286 nucleotides. Its product is annotated as sec-independent protein translocase protein TATC, chloroplastic-like. The record is from RefSeq and is a predicted model, not a curated record. NCBI's taxonomy places the organism in Eukaryota, Viridiplantae, Streptophyta, Magnoliopsida, Zingiberales, Zingiberaceae. Gene Ontology annotation, cellular component: TAT protein transport complex; membrane. Gene Ontology annotation, molecular function: proton motive force dependent protein transmembrane transporter activity. Bases 91 to 1140 code for a protein of 349 amino acids. Gene Ontology annotation, biological process: intracellular protein transmembrane transport; protein transport by the Tat complex. The transcript is spliced from 4 exons.
AGGAAACAAAAAUCAUGAGGAGAAAACAGAAGCAUAAACACUUCGGCGAUAACAUUUCUUCCGGAGGCACAGCGAGAGAGAGAGAGGUGGAUGGGAAGCACGGGUCUUCUUCUUCUUUACCCCUAUGGGCAGUUCUCUUGCUUACCUCGGCAUCGCCUCCGACCCCCUAAUAAUCGGUCCGCCGCCGCUUCGCUAGCGGCUUUUGCUCCCCUCUCGAAGCCCUUCCGCAAGCGUCGCCGCCUUUGCUGCGCCGUACUCAAAGACGACGCCCCUCCGGAGGAGAUACCGCAACAAAGUCCAGGUGAGGGAGUCCGCGCUGCUAUUGAAGAAAGGCCUGAUGAUAAUAUUAUAGAAGAUUCAUUGCAAAAAAUCCAACAAGAUGAAGAGAAAAAUGCCCUUUAUAAUUUUCUCUAUCCUGAUAAAGAGCUUCUUCCAGACGAUAAAGAGAUGAGCAUAUUUGACCAUUUAGAAGAACUUCGUCAAAGAAUAUUUGUCUCGGUUUUGGCUGUGGGAGGUGCCAUAUUAGGCUGCUUCUGUUUUUCUAAGGAUUUGAUCGUACUCCUUGAAGCACCUGUUAGCUCCCAGGGAGUUCGCUUCCUCCAACUUUCACCUGGAGAAUUUUUCUUUACAACUAUAAAGGUAUCAGGUUACUGUGGGUUGCUUCUCGGGAGUCCUGUCAUUCUAUACGAGAUGAUAGCUUUUAUUCUUCCUGGUCUAACUAGAGAUGAAAGAAAAUUUCUUGGACCAAUUGUGCUGGGAUCCUCUAUCCUAUUUUACGUCGGUAUUGCCUUCUCCUACACAGUCCUAACCCCGGCAGCCUUGAACUUCUUUGUUAACUAUGCGCAAGGUGCAGUCGAGUCACUGUGGUCCAUUGACCAGUAUUUCGAGUUCGUUCUCAUUCUUAUGUUCAGCACAGGAUUGUCUUUUCAGGUUCCAGUCAUUCAACUACUGUUGGGGCAGGUUGGACUGGUAUCUGGGGACCAGAUGUUAUCGAUCUGGAGGUACGUCGUGGUCGGCGCUGUCAUUGUAGCGGCGGUUCUGACACCCUCGACCGAUCCCCUCACGCAGAUGCUAUUGGCAGGGCCUCUGCUGGGUCUUUACUUUGGCGGCGCAUGGAUGGUCAAAUUAAUAGGCCGCUAGUUAGAUUAUACAUUGCUUUAUCAAAUUGUUAGGCAAAUCUCAUGGAAGAUUGUAUAUUUCUUUUCAUUAAAGCUGUAUUAAUCUUGUUAACGAUAAGAUCUAAUGAAAAUAUGGAGAGCGAUCUUCAGACCCCGAUUGAAAUCUUC